Molecule: messenger RNA, 4883 nt
Organism: Lactuca virosa
Lineage: Eukaryota; Viridiplantae; Streptophyta; Magnoliopsida; Asterales; Asteraceae
Source: the annotation of a GenBank genome assembly
AUCAUAUAGUACAAUUUCUUGAUUUUCGAUUAUAUUGUAACUUUUUUUAAAUAAAUAUAUAUAUUUUUUUCUUUUGUGUAUACUUGCAAAAGUUUCCAUUUUCUCCCAGAUUGCGAUCAUCAAUUUUCAUCAUUUGCCCAAAUUUCCAAUUGCAGUUUAAAACCCUUUACUUCAAUUUUGCAGAUAAAAAAACCCCAGAAAUUCGCAACGUUAAUCUCUCUCUUUCUAUAUAUCCGAUUUUACCAACACACAGAAAACCCUCAAAAUUGGCGCUCUCACCAAACACACACACUCUAUCUAUUUCUUCGAUUAAUGAUUCUUACUGAUAAUUCCAAGCGACAUCGUAAAUUUUAUCCUAUAUAUUUGUUUGAAAUUUCUCGUUGAUUUCCAUAUUGAUUGUCAUCGAAUAUAACCCUUUUUUCGUGUUAGGGUUUUGUUGACAAUCCUCUUACCGAUCUUUAUGAUCGGAUUUUCUACGUAUUAUUUGAGCUUCCCGAGUAGUUUCUCUUCGUAGGGGAUCCCUUUUUAGGGUUUGUGGUGGAGAAAGGAAUCCUUGUUACUUUUGACAAAUUUUUCUGCCAUUCAUUUCAAAUCAAAGUUCCCACCUUCAGUGUAUCAUCUCUUUAGGGUUGCUCAUACACUUUUAGUGCUUAUAUGUUCAUAUGCAAUUACAUGUUUUUGUGAUUUGAAAACUACGUCACGUUUUGCAAUCAAACCUUUUGAAAAUUUUGGGGACAUCAACAAGUUUUGAACUUCGACUUGGGGGAUUGAAUCGCCUGGAAUUUUGGGUAGCAUAGAGUUAUUUUGCAUGGGCGACCAUGAGGAAUGGUCACAGCCCCGAGGCGGCCUAUCGCCAAAUGGGCUAUUGCCCAAUGCAGGUCCGUUGCUAGAGAGUUUAGAUUCAGUUCGAUGGUUGAAAGCCGAGGAAAGAACUGCAGAGCUUAUUUCCUGCAUUCAACCCAAUCAGCCAUCUGAAGAACGAAGGAAUGCUGUCGCUGAUUAUGUACAAAGACUUAUUAUGAAGUGCUUCCCCUGCCAGGUUUUUACUUUUGGGUCUGUACCCCUUAAAACGUAUCUACCUGAUGGAGAUAUUGACUUAACAGCCUUCAGUAACAGUGCAAACUUGAAGGACUCAUGGGCGAGUGAAGUUCGUGAUAUGUUGGAGAUCGAGGAGAAAAAUGAAAAUGCAGAAUUUCAUGUGAAGGAGGUUCAAUACAUUCAAGCAGAAGUGAAGAUUAUAAAGUGCCUUGUUGAAAACAUUGUGGUAGAUAUAUCUUUUAAUCAGCUUGGAGGAUUGUGUACCCUUUGCUUUCUUGAGGAGGUUGAUAAUCUGAUAAACCAGAACCAUUUGUUUAAGAGGAGCAUUAUACUGAUCAAAGCCUGGUGUUAUUAUGAGAGCCGCAUACUUGGUGCUCAUCAUGGGCUCAUAUCAACUUAUGCCCUUGAGACUUGGUUCUUUACAUAUUCCAUGUUUUCAACAAUUCUUUUGCUGGACCUCUUGAGGUACUUUACCGUUUUCUGGAGUUCUUUAGUAAUUUCGACUGGGAAAACUUUUGUGUUAGCUUAUGGGGUCCUGUGCCAAUAAGCUCACUUCCAGAUGUGACUGCUGAGCCACCUCGUAAGGACAGUGGAGAAUUGCUGUUGAACAAAGUAUUUCUUGAUGCUUGUAGCUCUGUGUAUGCUGUUUUUCCAGGUGGUCAGGACAACCAAGGCCAAACUUUUGUUUCCAAACAUUUUAAUGUUAUUGAUCCAUUGCGUGUUAGCAAUAAUCUUGGACGCAGUGUCAGUAAAGGUAAUUUUUUCAGAAUACGCAGUGCCUUUGCUUUUGGGGCUAAAAGGCUGGCAAGAUUACUAGAUUGCCCUCAAGAAAAUCUAGUUGCUGAGGUAAAUCAGUUUUUUACCAAUACGUGGGAACGACAUGGCAGUGGCAUUCGUCCUGAUGCACCUGGUUGUUUGACUUCAGUAUCUGAAAGUCAACCUCUCACUGAUAUUUUAAAGAUCAAUUCAACUGGAAAAAAAUUCAAAAACUCUGUUGGCCGUGAGAGUGAGUUUGAAGACACCCGUUCCCGCAAUUCAUCUCGUCAGUCAGAAACCGGAAAACCCCAAACUACCCUGAUGUUACUGCAGCUCCUCGUGCCCAAAAGGGUCAUGGAAACUUAAACAGAGGACAGAAGAAUUUGAUAUCUGGUCAACUGGUCAAUGACAUUCAAAGGUCUCCUUUUGCUAGAACAAGAUCCAGUCCUGAAUUAACAGAUACAUACAAUGAUGUUUCUUCUCAAGGUUUGUAUCAACAUGAUUCUGGCUUAGGCUUACCUUCCAUGAGUGAACAAAUGCAUCAAGAAGAACAAGAUCUUGUGAACAUGAUGGCAUCUUCUGGGCUUCAUGGAUUCAAUGGUCAAGUUCAUAUGCCAAUGAGUCAAUUACCAUUUCCAUUCUCCCCAUCUUUUCUAGCAGGAAUGGGAUACGCACAAAGGAAUUUCACAAACUUUCCCAUGAUUGAUCCUGCAUAUGCAGGAAUGCAGUAUCCCCAUGGCCUCGUUUCACCUCAACUAAACCAUUUCUUUUCUGGAAUCGGAAUGACGAAUUCCGAAGAUCCAAUGGAACCCGUGAAUGAUAAUUUUAACUCUCUGGAAAUCAACUCUAUUGAUCAUGAACAUGAUUCCUGGCAGGGACAAGAUGGGAAUUCUGAAAUUGUUCCAAUAGAUGAUAAGCGACAGUCAACCUCAUCAGGGUUAAGUUAUGUUCCUCCGCCUCGGCGUGUGGGUGGAUCCGGUGGAUUAACGAAAAGCCAACAGAAGUAUAACAAAGAAAAACGUGGGCCCAUGAGGGACAACAAUGAUCAUUCACAUUCACAUUCACAUUCGGAUCAUUUAGAGAAUAGAGUAGAAAAUGAUGAUGAAAGAACUACAAGUUCAAGAUUCUCAUCAGCUGCUCACAGUAAUUCCUUAAAAAGUAAAACAUCAUCAGAAAGUUCAUGGGACGAGAGUUCAACAGUCUCCAAAAAGGAAAAACGUGGGAAAAAGGUAAUUGUCUCUGCUGAGUCAUCGAGCGGAUAUGUAAAAGGGAAGACCAUGUUUGAGUCCACGUCAGCAUCAGCACACCAGUCCGAAGACGAUGACAUGGACUCUGAGGCAACAGAUAGACCUCAGUCUGUGUCUUCUUCGAUGCAUGCUCCAAGAUAUGAACUGGCUCAAACAAGUGGAAAUGACUCGAUUGUCCCUAUAGCUCCAAUGAUUCUAGGCCAUAACAGACAAAGAAUGAUGGAUAAUUCCGGAGCAAUGCCCUUGACAUUUUACCCCACGGGCCCACCCGUUCCCUUCCUGACAAUGCUUCCAUUCUACAAUGUCCCAUCACAACCCAGCCCAUCUGAUCCAUCAACCAGUCAUUUCAGCGAUGAUGUCAGCAUUGAGAAUGGUGACAUCAUCAACAACCAAUCAGAGGAAUUCAAUCCAGAUGGUUUGAGAGGAGCAGCUCCUGGUGAAACACCAUCUGAUAUCCUCAACAGUGACUUUGCCAGCCAUUGGCAGAAUCUACAAUUCGGUCGGUAUUGUCAAAGUCCACGUCAGCACGGGCCCACGGUAUACCCUUCACCUGUCAUGGUCCCACCGGUUUACUUACAGGGGCGGGUCCCAUGGGAUGGCCCGGGAAGACCGUUACCAAAUAUGAAUAUAGUGACUCAGCUCAUGAACUACGGUCCCCGCAUUGUCCCGGUUGCAGCACCACCACCGGUUCAAUCCGUUUCCAGACCGCCAAAUGUUUACCAACAACGUGAAGAUCUUCCAAGAUACCGUAGCGGGACCGGGACUUAUCUUCCAAAUCCCAAGGUGUCUGUAAGGGAGAGACAUAGUUCAGGGUCAAGAAGGGGAACUACAACCAUGAUAGAAGUGAGAAUCAUAAUGAAGGUAGCUGGAAUGGGAAUUCAAAAUCAAGAGGCUCAAACCGGAAUCAUAGUCGUAACCAAAUGGAUAAAUCAAACUCGUUUAGGGCAGAAAGAUCGGUGAAUUCAUCGUAUAGACAUGAUACAUUUGCUACAUAUCAGACACAAAAUGGUCCUUUGCAUGGGAGUUCAAGUCAUGGGAUUGGGAUGUAUCAAAACCCAUCUGCCAAUGGGUCAAGUGUUCCUUCAAUGGUGAUGGUGUAUUCGUAUGACAAUAAUAAUACGGGUUAUGGUUCACAUAAUGAACAGCUUGAAUUUGGGUCGAUAGGUCCUGUUGGGUUUUCUGGUGUGAAUGAGCAGCAAUCACAGGCACAGAUAAAUGAGGGAGGUCGUGAAAGAAGAGGGGCAUUUGAGGAAAAUCGGUUAUAUGGGGCUUCUCUACAACAACAACAACGGCCUUCACCAGAUCGGCCUUCAUCGCCACAUCAUCAAAGGAGGAUUUGAUUCUGUUCAUCUGCCACAUCACUUGCCAUUUGCCAAAGGUGAUCAUCAAGAUUCCAUCUGGAGCUUUACAAGAACAAAAUUCACAAUAUCAUCACACAGAAAAGUCUCUUUGGUCCAAAGGUAACAAGCAGAUUGCCAUAAUGGGCUUGUGUGUAAACUGCCAAAGUUGGGGGUUGUGGUGGUGGUAUGUUGUUGGGAAGAUUUCAUUUUUCUAUUUUUAAUUUCUUUUACUUUUUUAAUUUUGCAUCAUUGCCUUGUGGGGUUGAUGAUGAUUAUGUACUUUUAUUUCCGUAUACAACUCUUUUUCUUGAGAUGUAGAAUAUUUUUAGGGUAUCCAUAAACCCUGGUAUACGUUUUGUUGCUGGGGUUUUGACAUGAUGAUGAUAUUGGUUAGGGUUUGUAGUACGCUAAGACACAAGUUUGUACUAACUUCCUUUGACCCUCUUGUGACAGUGUUCAGUGUAUCAUUUAUAAUAGAAGAAUCAAAUGAAGAAGUCGUAGU